This is a messenger RNA of Patella vulgata (common limpet), 3805 nucleotides long. RefSeq names its product galactoside alpha-(1,2)-fucosyltransferase 2. Bases 1073 to 2512 code for a protein of 479 amino acids. The transcript is spliced from 3 exons. The record is from RefSeq and is a predicted model, not a curated record. NCBI's taxonomy places the organism in Eukaryota, Metazoa, Mollusca, Gastropoda, Patellidae. Gene Ontology annotation, molecular function: galactoside 2-alpha-L-fucosyltransferase activity. Gene Ontology annotation, cellular component: membrane. Gene Ontology annotation, biological process: carbohydrate metabolic process.
GUUGAUUGUAGGGAAGUGUUGUAACUUGAUAUAUCGUAAUAUACACCGCCAUAAAUAGUCUUGGUGAAACAGGUGAACGGAACAAAUGACAGGUUAAAACCACGGGUGUCAUCAUGAACUGACCUAUUUAGAUUAAUAUGUACUUAGUGUAAUGGCGGUUGGAAUGUUGCAUUGUCAGCCAUGGACGACUUGCCAUUGGCGUCUCUUGUGGUUAAGAGAGACGAUAUGUCGCACCAUGUGAAGAAAAAAUAUAAGUGCUACAACAAUUUGUAAAAUCCUCAAAUUGGAAGUGGUAUCAGUGAGUGCUAGAAACGGUAAACAUGUCGUGUAAGAAAUAUUCAGAGUAGAACAAAUGGCAUCAUGUGUUCUAGAACCAAUAAACAUAUGCUGCAUUGUGUGAAAAACCUGCAAACUGGAACUAAUUGCGUUAACUUUGUAAAUUCCUGGAUUUAGAAGUGGUAACAGGUGUUUUAGAAAAUGUACAAUAUUUCCGGCGCCAUGCGAAAAAUCUGCAUAGUGGAAUUAAUUUGUGAAUUCCUGGAUUUGGAAGCCAUGGUUCUAGAAACAGUAAGAAUACCCAGUCGCGUUUCCACAUCCAUCACAUCGGCCUAAUGUUAUGAUAUACACAUCGAAGCAUAACGGCCAUGAUACAGCACAGGAUGAUCAUCCACCGAAACUACCUUUGUAUAGCCAAGGCAUGUUUUAUCACGCUCUAUUUAGAAUAGUUUUAAUAGGUACUCAGUUUCCCUAGUCACCAUAACCACAGAGUUUCCAGUAGGUCAAUUAACAUUUUUUGAAUUAUUAUAUAUUUUUUUCAAAAACGGCAAAGUACAUCGCUAGAAAUUUGUGCAGUUUUGUAUUGUAUUGUGCGUGUUCUCAAUGAAGGAUGGUCAGCUGAGACGAUGUACAUGUAUUGUGUGACAGCCCUAUAAUUUACAUAUCGCUCUCUUAGUCACUGGUGAGGAUUUUAUUAUAAACUCCUGUUUUAAGAUGAUAAAAUGGAGACAUUUCAUCAACAAGAUUAAGAUGAAACAGACCUGAGUUUAAAGUUAUAGCAGAUUUUUACUACGUCAUGAUUUUCAAGAACACUGGCAGUUUUCAAUAUUGUCGACUAUCAAAAUAUAAAGCAUUUGUGCUGAUUGUGGUGGUUGUUAUGACCGGGUUGCUGGUAUUUCAAAGUCGCAUCGACUUAACGCAGAUGUAUCCAAGUCGAUUUACUGUCAUCAUGCAACAGCGUUUUAACCAUUCCAUAAAAGAUGACCCAAAGUUAACAACAACGAAGGGAAAUAACUCUCAUGAAACUGGAAACUCUGAAAAAUCUAAAACUACGAUCUCUCCUCGUCGUGCGAGUACAAUUACUAUCGUUAAGGGUGGCCUUACAAAAGUAGUGAUAGCAAACUCUACGAUAAAUAAGCUUACAUCUAAGAUUACAAUGACUACAACAACGACUAAAGUGACGCCUAUUGUUACACCAAACGUUACAAUUAUCGUUACGUCAAGCACCAAACCAAUUGUUCCAACUACUAUGGCAAAAACAAUGACGUCCAGCAUUACAACUACUUAUAAAGUGACACCUAACCUUACGUCCAACGUUAAACCUACAAAUGGGACGAUCGUAACAUCAACAGUGCCGAACGUAGCGUCCAGUGUUAGAACGAGUACACCUGCUAAAGUAAAAAAGAAAACGUAUGUUUGUAAGCAAAUUGGUGCUCGUCUCGGAAACCAAAUGUACAUGUUCGCUACUUCUUAUGGAACCGCAAGACGGAAUAACAUGACGUUAGUGAUGAAAAACGAUGCAACGUUGAGGGCAACUUUUAACAUAGAGGGAGCCUAUAAUACAAAUUGGACCUUGUGCAAGGACGCUACAACCAUUAGCGAACCUUCAUGUUGUCGUGCGUGGCCAAAUAUUUAUAAUGUUUCAAACGAAAAGACAGUUAUAUUGGGUGGAUAUCUUCAAAGUUAUAAAUAUUUUGAUGACCACAGGGACGAAGUCCGUAAAUACUUGACAUUUAGAAAUAACGUCCUAAACGAAGCAAAUAAUAAAUUAACCGAUCUAUUUAAAAAGCGAUAUCCCGGUCAAAAUAAAGAGAAGCGGACUUUAAUAGGUGUACAUAUUCGACGUGGGGACUAUUUAUCAUCCAAUAGUAUAAAGUUUGGUUACGUCACGGCACCAAAGGAAUACAUUUUCCGUGCGCAGAAAUACAUGGAGACUAAAUAUUCUAAUAUAACUUACUUUGUUUGCUCAAAUGACCUCGCGUGGACAAAUGAUGUGUUCAAAGGUCAAACAGACGCUAUUAUAGUUCCUAUAGGACCAGCUCACGUGGAUCUUGCUCUUCUCUCGCUCAUGGAUCACAUGAUCAUGACUGUUGGAACAUAUGGAUUCUGGGCGUCGUGGUUUGUGAAUGGUACGACUAUUUACUUAAAAGAUUUUACUAAACCUGGUUCGAAUUUUGGUAAUCAAUUUGAUAAAGACCAUUUGGAUACCAUACCUCCAUCUUGGAUUGGCUUAUAAAACUUGUUGUGACUUCUUGCCAUUUUAGUGUGUGCCUUACGGUGAUUACAGGUAUUUGCAAAUACUAAAAUAACAAACUGAAUAGCGGAGUUGGCCGAAAUACCCCGACCGAUAUCUUAAAUCAUUCCGUUUCAAUGAAAUUUCAUGGAAAUCUACUGUAAAUCCAGGCUACAUUACAAAUUUAAAAUGAAUGAAGCGCAGUUGGUUCUGAGACUAACAUAUGGUUAUAUUUUACUUUAGAUACGUGUUAAAUGCGUGAAAGGUUCGUGUAGACUGGGUGUUUCGCUUACCCUUUGUGAAACUCACAAAACCCGUAUUUGAAGCUAGGAUGUUCAAAAUUUCAGUAGCACGGCCAAUGUUUGCCAGGGUCAAUUAAUUAUUGAAAAUCCAAGCAUUUAUGUAUCACAAGGUUUCACAAACUCCUGGAAAAUCUCUUAGAAAUAAAGUGAAAGUAAACAAAAUGUAAAAUAUCUUAGCCAAGGCGUGACUGUUUUUUUAUCCGAUUUUGCAUACAAAAUCACGUUAGUGAAAAUUUUAUUGUGUAUGGGUUUGAGAGACUUGUUUAUAUUGCCCUUAAAUAUUCCAGUGUUAUUACAAUAUAAUUGUAUUAUAGUGAGUGAACAUUUUAUUGUGUGUAUGAGUAUAAUUAAUGAUUUAUCUAAUUUAUCUUGCCUUCAAACAUUCCUUCAAUAUAAAUGCAACCUGUGAAAAUGUUGAUUGUAUGUGUGUAAGGGACUUGAUGAUACUAUCUAAUUUAUCUUGACUUGAACGUUCCAAUGAUGUUAUCGUAGAUCUACAUGUAGAUCCGAAGUAUCACGUUAUGAUUUGAAGCCUUACAUAAUAGUCUCAACCACCACAUUCCAGAUUGUAUCCGCAUCAACAAUAACAGAUAAUUAAAAUACAGAACUGACGUCAUCUUUUGAUGUUGGCGUACCAUUAUUUCACAUAAUGGUACGGGCAAUGUGCCAAGCGUACAUUAUUUAUACUAGUUGAAAUAUUGAAAUGCACGUGCUGGAUAAUGGCUUUAUUUUAAGUUGUUUAAUGGUCUCGUGUAAGACAUUGCGUAACAAUAGAUAUAGCCCUCGUGCUAAGCGCACACGUGCAAUAUCAAUCUUAAUGUCUCGCACUCGAUCAUUACACUACGCAUAUUUUAGUCAAAGACAUACAGUUUGACUGCAACAAUUAAGAUGUAUUGCAGACUGGAAAAUAGGGACACUGUCGCAUUUUUGAUUUGAAAGUUGUUGGUUCAAGUGUUGAUCUAUAAAUUCGCAAUAUAAAAAUAAAAAAUUUAAA